AUGGAGGCGUCGUCGUCUACGAAUGUCACAGCAAAACCAUUAUUAUUAACACGCCGUAUAAUUAAUAAUAAAAGCCAACAAUCAACAUCAAUCAUAACAUGCACAUUUCAUACAAAUCAUCACCAGCAACAACAACAACUCACUACUUCUAGUACUAAAACACCGCCAUGGAAACUAAUAUUGUCACCCCGCCGCCGCCAGAUUAAACCCUUACAGGAAUAUCAUCUAGCCCCCCUAGUGCUUAGUAUUAAUCCUUUUCAGAAACUAGCAGCCUCCGCACUAGACUUUGUGGAACAGUCACUUAUUGGACUUGAAAAAAUUAACAUUAAUAAUAAAUUGCCUAGCUCAAUUGACCCGGACAUUCAACUGAUGGGCAACUUUGCCCCUGUUCGUGAAUGCCCGGUUCAACACGGGUUGGAAGUGAUAGGUGAGAUACCCGCUUGCUUAUCUGGGGUUUACCUUAGAAAUGGGGCAAACCCCAUGUUUAAACCAACCGGUGGUCACCAUUUGUUUGAUGGUGACGGCAUGAUACAUGCCGUCACGUUGGGCCCCAACAAUAAAGCCAGCUAUUGCAGCCGGUUCACUAGAACCAGCCGCCUGGUCCAAGAACAGUCGCUAGGCCGGCCGUGUUUCCCCAAGCCAAUAGGCGAGCUGCAUGGCCACCUUGGUUUAGCCCGCCUAGCGCUGUUUUAUGCCAGGGGUUUAGCCGGGUUGAUAGACACAAGUCAUGGGACUGGCGUAGCGAAUGCGGGCUUGGUUUAUUUCAACGGUCGGUUGUUGGCAAUGUCGGAAGAUGAUUUACCUUACAGCAUAAAGAUUAAAGAAGAUGGCGAGAUAGAAACAUGUGAACGGUUUGAUUAUGAAGGACGAGUCAAGUGCCCGUUAAUCGCGCAUCCUAAGGUGGACCCCGUGACAGGUGAACUUUUCUCGUUAAGUUACGAUGUUGUGAAAAGGCCUUACCUUAAAUUCUUCAGUUUCGAGAAAAAUGGUCAAAAGUCACGUGAGGUUUCUAUUUCCUUAGACCAGCCGACAAUGAUACAUGACUUUGCUAUCACGCAAGGUCACGUGAUCAUUCCGGAUCACCAGGUUGUAUUCAAGUUAUCCGAAAUGGCGCGGGGCAAGUCACCCGUGGUUGUUGACCCGAAUAAGGUAUCAAGAUAUGGUGUUUUACCUAAAUCCGCUGAAAACGAAUCGGGUGUCCAAUGGAUCGAUGUACCCGAUUGUUUCUGUUUCCAUUUAUGGAAUGCAUGGGAAGAAGUAGACCUAAUAAAUAAUAAUGAUAAUAAUGAUAAUAAUAAUAAUAAUAAUGGGGAUAAGAUCAUUGUCGUAAUCGGGUCAUGCAUGACUCCUGCGGAUGCCAUGUUCAAUGAAAGCAGCAACGAUGAUGAUGAGCCUCUUCGAAGUGAAUUAACCGAAAUUCGGUUAAACACAACAACCGGGGAAUCAUCAAGACGUGUUAUCGUGCCGGGAAUGAAUUUGGAUGCGGGAAAUGUAAACAAGAGACGCCUUGGACGUAAAACACGAUUUGUUUAUUUGGCAAUAGCUGAACCUUGGCCAAAAUGCAGCGGCAUUGCCAAGGUUGACCUGGAGACAGGAUAUGUCACCAAGUUAUUCUACGGGAACGAAAGGUAUGGAGGGGAACCAUGUUUCGUUCCCGUAGGAGGGACUAACGGGGAGGAAGACCAAGGGUAUUUAAUGACUUAUGUUAGGGAUGAAGAUAAAGAGAGGUCGGAAUUAGUAAUAGUAGAGGCUUCAAGUAUGAAGCAAGUUGGGAUAGUGAAGAUACCUAGUAGAGUUCCGUAUGGUUUUCAUGGCACCUUUGUUACCACUCAAGAUUUAGCUACCCAUCACAUUAAUUAA
Erigeron canadensis is the source of this 1860-nucleotide messenger RNA. RefSeq names its product 9-cis-epoxycarotenoid dioxygenase NCED6, chloroplastic-like. Gene Ontology annotation, cellular component: chloroplast stroma. The record is from RefSeq and is a predicted model, not a curated record. Gene Ontology annotation, biological process: carotene catabolic process. Gene Ontology annotation, molecular function: carotenoid dioxygenase activity. NCBI's taxonomy places the organism in Eukaryota, Viridiplantae, Streptophyta, Magnoliopsida, Asterales, Asteraceae. The coding region runs from base 1 to 1860 and encodes 619 amino acids. The transcript has a single exon.